GCAGGAUGGCGGAGGCUGCGGGACCGGAGUCCACCACCGCGGCGGAGUCAUCGGACAGCGAGCCGGAGCAGGAGCCCGGAUCCCCGCAGAAGCUCAUCCGGAAGGUCUCCACGUCCGGCCAGAUCCGCAGCAAGACGGUUCUGAAGGAGGGGAACCUGCUGAAACAAACCAACUCCUUCCAGCGCUGGAAGAGACGCUACUUCAAACUGAGAGGGAGGACGUUGUACUACGCUCAGACCAGCAAGUCCAUCAUCUUUGACGAGGUCGACCUGACGGACGCCAGCGUGGCCGAGUCCAGCACCAAGAACGUCAACAACAGCUUCACCGUAAUCACUCCGUGCCGCCGCCUCAUCCUGUGUGCUGACAACAGGAAGGAGAUGGAGGAGUGGAUGGCAGCUCUGAGGAGCAUCCAGAACCGGGCCAACUACGAGUCCACCCAGUUCAGCAUGGAUCACUUCAGUGGGCUCCACAACUGGUUCGCCUGCAGCCACGCCAGGCCGAGUUACUGCAACGUGUGCCGGGAAAACCUGGGGGGAGUGACGAGUCACGGGCUGUCCUGCGAAGUGUGUAAAUUCAAGGCUCACAAACGUUGUGCGGUUCGAGCCACCAACAACUGCAAGUGGACGACUCUGGCGUCGAUCGGGAAGGACAUCAUCGAGGACGAGGACGGGGUGUGGAUGCCCCACCAGUGGCUGGAGGGGAACCUGCCGGUGUCGGCUAAAUGCUCCGUCUGUGACAAAACCUGCGGCAGCGUCUUGAGAUUACAGGACUGGAGGUGUCUGUGGUGCAAAACCAUGGUGCAUUCUGGGUGCAGGGAUCUUCUGUCCUCCAAGUGUCCUCUGGGUCAGUGUAAGGUCUCCGUUAUCCCGCCCACGGCCCUGAACAGCAUCGACUCUGACGGGUUCUGGAAGGCGUCCUGCCCCCCCUCGUGUUCCAGUCCUCUGCUGGUCUUCGUUAACUCUAAAUCUGGAGAUAAUCAGGGCGUGAAGUUCCUGCGUCGGUUCAAGCAGCUGCUGAAUCCGGCUCAGGUGUUUGACCUGAUGAACGGAGGCCCGCACCUGGGGCUGCGUCUCUUCCAGAAGUUCGACACCUUCAGGAUCCUGGUCUGUGGAGGAGACGGUAGCGUUGGCUGGGUGCUGUCAGAGAUCGACGCGCUAACGCUGCACAAACAGUGCCAGCUGGGCGUGCUCCCCCUGGGAACAGGGAACGACCUGGCCCGGGUUCUGGGUUGGGGUUCUGCCUGUGAUGACGACACUCAGCUGCCCCAGAUCCUGGAGAAGCUGGAGAGAGCUAGCACCAAGAUGCUGGACAGGUGGAGUAUUAUGGUGUAUGAGACCAAGUUUCCACGGCAACCGUCUUCCUCCACCGUCACCGAGGACUGCAGCGACGACUCCCAGGUCCAGCAGAUUCUCACCUACGAGGACUCGGUAGCAGCUCAUCUGUCCAAGAUCCUGACGUCGGACCAGCACUCGGUGGUGAUCACCUCCGCCAGGGUUCUCUGUGAAACCGUCAAGGACUUCGUGGCUCGAGUUGGAAAAGCUUACGAGAAAAACACGGAGAGUUCGGAGGAAUCGGAGGCGAUGGCCAAGAAGUGCUCGGUGCUGAAGCAGAAGCUGGAUUCCCUCCUGAAGACUCUGAGUGAAGAGUCCCAGGCCUCACCUGUACCUGCACCUGUACCUGCCCCGGUGGCCCCGCCCCCCACCAUCACCGAGGAGGGGGAGGAGCUCGACCUGCUGACCCCGCCCCUCCACCUGGCCCCACCCCCUCCCGUCCCGAGGCCCCUUCCCCCUUCCGCGGCGGCGGCCAUUUUUAAACCGCGGGAGCAGCUGAUGCUACGAGCUAACAGUCUGAAGAAGGCGAUCCGGCAGAUCAUCGAGCACACGGAGAGAGCUGUGGAUGAGCAGAACGCUCAGACCCAGAUCCAGACCCAGAUGCAUAUCCAGAACCAGAUCCAGGUCCAGAACCAGGUCCAGAACCAGGUCCAGAACCAGGUCCAGGUCCAGUUCUCCCAGGUGCGUCUGGUGGAGGAGGAAGAGGAGGAUGAAGACCAGGACCAGGUGUCCCAGUCCCACAGCUGCAUGCAGCAUGGCGCUAGCAGCGCUAGCAGAGUGUCUCCCUGUGAGAAGCUUAUCAGCAAAGGAAGCUGCGCCUCACUUCCUGUCCAGACAGGAAGUAGGGAGGACCUGCUGAACACCAGGAUCCUGUAUCCAGGUCUGUCCAGCAGCUCCGUCAUCAGCAGGUUGCUGGUCAACGCCGACCCGUUCAGCUGCGACCCGGAUAACCUGGACUGCUACACAGAGAAGUGCGUCAUGAACAACUACUUUGGAAUCGGCCUCGACGCCAAAAUCUCUCUGGAUUUCAACAACAAGAGAGACGAGCAUCCGGAGAAGUGCAGGAGUCGGACCAAGAACAUGAUGUGGUACGGAGUUCUGGGAACCAAAGAGCUGCUGCACAGAACCUACAAGAACCUGGAGCAGAGAGUCCUGCUGGAGUGCGACGGCCGGCCCAUCCCCCUCCCCAGCCUGCAGGGCAUCGCGGUUCUGAACAUUCCUAGCUACGCAGGAGGAACCAACUUCUGGGGAGGAACCAAGGAGGACGACACGUUCACGGCUCCGUCCUUCGAUGAUAAGAUCCUGGAAGUGGUCGCCGUGUUCGGCUCCAUGCAGAUGGCUGUUUCCAGGGUGAUCAACCUGCAGCACCACCGCAUCGCCCAGUGCCGGACGGUCCAGAUCACCAUCCUGGGGGACGAGGGCGUCCCGGUCCAGGUGGACGGGGAGGCCUGGGUCCAGAAUCCUGGCUACAUCCGGAUCCUGCACAAGAACCGGACCCAGACCCUGACCCGGGACCGGGCCUUCGAGUCCACCCUGAAGUCCUGGGAGGACAAGCGGAGGUUCCCGGGUACAGGUCCGGGUCCGGUCUCGCCGCCCCCCCAGCAGCCGGAGCUGGUCUCCCCGGAGGAGACGGUCCUGGUGGGCGACUUCGGCCGGGCGGCCGGGGCGCUGAUCCACAGCAUCCGGGAAGUGGCCCAGUCUCACCGCAGCCUGGAGCAGGAACUGGCCCACGCCGUCAACGCCAGCGCCAAGACCCUGGACCUGGUCUACGCCAAGACCUCCGGGGUCUCUCCUGGUCCUGGUCCUGGUCCUGGUCCUGGUCUCUCCAGUCCUGGUCCUGGUCUGAUCCGGUUCUCGGUGGUCCAGAUGGUUUCCAACGUCAAGGCUCUGCUGAGUGAGACGGAGCUGCUGCUGGCGGGACGGAUGUCCAUGCAGCUGGACCCCCCUCAGCAGGACCAGCUCAACGCGGAUCUGGUCUCUGUGGACCAGCAGCUCCGGAGACUCAACCAGGUCCCCUGGUUGUCCCCCGUCCUGGACCUGGACCUGUACCAUGAGGGUCCAGGUCUCACGGACAUUUCCAAGCGAAGUCGAGGUGCAAAGUUCCGUCUCGUCCCGAAGUUCAAGAAGGACAAGAUCAACAAGAACAAGGAGACGUGGAGCAGCCUGUCCCUGCCAGUGCACCAGUGGGGGACGGAGGAAGUGGGUUCCUGGCUGGACUUCCUGUGUCUCUCCGAGUACAAAGAAAUCUUCACGAGACACGACGUCAGAGGAGCCGAGCUGCUGCAGCUGGAAAGGAGGGACCUGAAGGAUCUGGGCGUGGCCAAGGUGGGUCACAUGAAGAGGAUCCUGCAGGGAAUCAGGGAGCUGAACCGCAGCAGCAGCGCUAGCGAGGCCUAGCGGGUCCCAGAAACCUCCCAGACCUGGACCCGGGACCCCCCAGACACGGGACCCUCCCAGACCCGGGACCCUCCCAGACCAGCAGCAGGACCAAGAACCCCAAGAAGACCAAGAACCAAUCUCAUGAUCCACUAGUGCCUUUUCAUCCCACCAGCCGGCCAAUCAGAGCAGGGGGGACCGGGACCAGAACCUGGUCCAGAACCUUCAGGACCAGAACCUGGUCCAGAACCUUCAGGAAGACCGUUUGGGGGUUGAUGGCGGAUUUGAAAGAAGAGUUUACACAAUUAAAGUUUCUUGAUGCCUUACGGACGACUUCAGAGCUGCAAACACAACAAACCAGGAACCUGAUCAAUAAUCUGAUUAUCUGUUAGUCUGAUCGAUAAUCUGAUUAUCUGUUAGUCUGAUCGAUAAUCUGAUUAUCUGUUAGUCUGAUCGAUAAUCUGAUUAUUUGUUAGUCUGAUUAUCUGUUAGUCUGAUCAAUAAUCUGAUUAUUUGUUAGUCUGAUCGAUAAUCUGAUUAUCUGUUAGUCUGAUCGAUAAUCUGUUAGUCUGAUUGAUAAUCUGAUUAUCUGUUAGUCUGAUCGAUAAUCUGAUUAUCUGUUAGUCUGAUCGAUAAUCUGAUUAUCUGUUAGUCUGAUCGAUAAUCUGUUAGUCUGAUCGAUAAUCUGAUUAUCUGUUAGUCUGAUUGAUAAUCUGAUUAUCUGUUAGUCUGAUUGAUAAUCUGAUUAUCUGUUAGUCUGAUCGAUAAUCUGAUUAUCUGUUAGUCUGAUUGAUAAUCUGAUUAUCUGUUAGUCUGAUUGAUAAUCUGAUUAUCUGUUAGUCUGAUCGAUAAUCUGAUUAUUUGUUAGUCUGAUCGAUAAUCUGAUUAUCUGUUAUCGGAUCAGAACCAGCUCUGAUGAGUCAUGUGAUCAGGUCACAUGACCGUGAUGAUGUCAUGCAGCAGCAGCAGUGCCUUCACUUUUCUUCUGAGUAUUUAUUAAUGAAUCAACGAGGCCCCGCCCCCUGCGCGAGGCCCCGCCCCCUGUGCGAGGCCCCGCCCCCUGCAGGUCACCACUGUAACACACCUGUUA
This is a messenger RNA of Cololabis saira (Pacific saury), 4797 nucleotides long. Its product is annotated as diacylglycerol kinase delta-like. NCBI's taxonomy places the organism in Eukaryota, Metazoa, Chordata, Actinopteri, Beloniformes, Belonidae. The record is from RefSeq and is a predicted model, not a curated record. Gene Ontology annotation, biological process: lipid phosphorylation; diacylglycerol metabolic process; intracellular signal transduction. The transcript is spliced from 32 exons. Bases 6 to 3728 code for a protein of 1240 amino acids. Gene Ontology annotation, molecular function: protein heterodimerization activity; protein homodimerization activity; ATP-dependent diacylglycerol kinase activity.